Molecule: messenger RNA, 12403 nt
Organism: Podarcis lilfordi (Lilford's wall lizard)
Lineage: Eukaryota; Metazoa; Chordata; Lepidosauria; Squamata; Lacertidae
Source: the annotation of a GenBank genome assembly
AUGAUGGCAUUUUUCACGGGACCACUACAUUUCUACAAAUUUGGUGAGUUCAGUCUAGAAAUAAUUUAAUAGUUUAGGCUCCCAACCCUCCUUUCUUGUCUCAGCUACAGGUUCUUUUUCUUUGCCAAAUAAAUUUGAUUAUUAACUUCUGCUAAUCAUAGAUGGCUCAGUGAAGACAACUUUCACCAAGAAGUGAAAAUACAUCGAGACUGCCUGAGUCUCUUGACAUAAGGGGAAAAUGUACUUGUGUUCAGUCACUAAGAGAGAUGGAAUCACAAAGCCAAAACUAAGCAUUUAAAAAUUCCAUUUAGGUCAAUGUGAUACACCUAAGGAAUGUGCAGCCUCAUCUGUGCGUGUUUACUCAGAAGCAAGUUUCACUAAAUUUGUGGUUUUUGCUUGAAACCACAAGGAAACUCCUGUAACAUCACGGUUGUGUCAGGAGUCCUGCAACAAUGGCAUUCCUGUUUUUGAAAGGCGUUUUAGCCAUUCUUUGUCAGUUUUUGGACUUUCUCUUGUUAAAAUAAUAUAAGAGAGACUUAAGUAAUUUUACUGCAGUAUGAGCUAUGUUAGGCAGAAGCAUUCUCCAUCUGACGAAUUAGAGCCAUUGACCCUCCUCUCCCGUUUCAAUUAAUUAUGUUGCAGUCUUUCAGAUGAGUGGCAUAAUAAGGUGGUUGCACCUCUUUUUUGGAGGUGUAUUUUUUGAUUUUAAUGCAACUACUUUCACAGCUGAACUGCCCAGCUAGUUUCCCUGCUCAUUUUUGUAUGUAGUUGUAGUAUAAACUUAAAUGGCGCCUUCAGCUGUAUGCACAGUUCUCCUCUUUAAGCAAACACAACACGGCUUUGUGGGAUGGUGGCCUCAGCCCCUGAGGUGACACAGCACUUAUUGCCCUUUGAUUCUGCGGACUGGCAGAAUUAACACUGCUGUUAAAGGUGUACUUCAGAACUUCCGGGUUAGCGCCAUCGGCAAUGGCAGAGUUCCUCUGACUAAGAGGUACCCGCUCCGCGAAAAUCGGGUCUUGCCACCGCGGCGAAGGCGGAGACCCUUUAAAAAUCCCAGGCGGAGGAAGCCUGGGAACGUGGGAUUCGGCUGACACCAAGAGCGCCUCCCCAGCUCGCGGGGAAACCCUUUUUCGGGGUCCCGAAGCGAAGGGGGGUGAGUGGCGCGGUGUUUUGAAUCGACCACUAUUUUUACGGAGUGAAGCCGCACAGCUGUUGCCGGAGAGCGCUGACUUUUUCCUGUGAACAAUUGGAUUUUAAACAACUACUCGUGAGUAGAAUGGAAAAUUGGAUUAUAAAACUUUAUAAUUUGGCACUGAAGCGGGAACGUCUAAACAGGAAGUCCGCCUUUCUGCUUUUGUAAAUAGUUUGAAGCAAAGACAUCGCGAGCUAAAGUCUAGAAAGUUAUUUGUAAAGGACUAAAUUUCCAUCGGUCCAAACUACUAAAUCCCCCCGGAAGCAGGAGAAGAGGGGGGAAAUUUUGAACUGCUUAAGCCUGCAGGAGAGAGUGUAAAAAAAGAUAAUUUUCUACUGUCUUGAACCCGGAAACGGGCUGCCAAAAGACAGACGUAUUGGGAAGGUUCAUUGACCGAAAACAAAAGGUGUGCUGACAGAUAGUUAAGAAAGAGAAAUAUUUUGACUCCAAUGUUUCUCUUUGCACUCAAAAAGGACAAAACAGUUGAAAAAAGAAGGUAAUUUUGUUGCCGGAUAUGCUUCUAAAAGGACGGAUACAACUGGAAAUUGUAUCCCCUAGAGGGAGCCUUUGAAAUUGCUGUUGGAGUGGACCUGGGAAACUAGCCAGCAUUAGAGAUUAAGGAUCGUGAGAAAUAUUUUUUUUUACCUUGGACAAGAAUGUCGACACAGGAAGCUUUAGUGUCUGCCUUGUGCAGGACAAGUGCUUUGCUGGAGCAGCUACAUGCAAAGAUGGAUUUGAUGUUUAUUGCAACUGACAACUUUGGACAAGCAGUGAAUACUUAUACGGAAAUCCUUCAGGAAUCGACCCAGGAAUUUGCACUGACAGGGCAAGUUGAGGAGAAGACAAAGAAGGAGGUUGCUGUCGAACCUCAAGUAAUAUAUGUUGAGAGAGCUGUGGCCUUGCAGGAUUAUAAGCUGUUGUUUCUGAUUCCUGAGCCUGGAGUGAGUGAUAUUUGGAGAGAUGGAGUCCCAGCUGGAUUGGAGAUGGGAAGUGGGCUUCCAACGCAGGGAUGUCCAGACCUAUGGGAUUUGGUCCUGGGCCAGGGAGAAACUCUUUAACCUUGGAGGGACAUUGAAGCUCGCUAUGAAACUUCCUUUGGAUUUUAAUGCUGAUUAUGGAGAAUGGGUGGAUCUGUCGAGAAGGGUUAAAGACAUUGUUAAGUUGGAGUCUCUCAGAGAUCUACUCCUCAGUGUUAAAUGAAAGAAACGGAAAAUAAGAUCAACCGACGACAAAGUAAAGGGCAAGUACAAAUUUGAAGAAGAUCCGCAGAAGGGACAUGGAGAAGAGCUAAGAGCCUCGGAUAUAAGAUCGCCAGGUUGAUGGACUAGAGGGAAUGGUCAGAAAGGACUGACAGAACCCGAGACCGGGAAGAAGAGACGGUGGAUGGAGAUUGGAAGAAAGUUAUAAAAACUUAUUUAAAGAAACAUUGUAAAGUUAAUGAGCUUUAGGAAAAUGUUGGAAUGAAAUUAUUCGGCUUUAGUAGAAAUGUUAGAAGGAGAUAAGUUCAAAUAAGUCCUAAAUUUUUAGGGUUUUUUAAGUGAAAAAUUUAAGGGUAAAUUGUGUCAAGAAGAAUUAUUUAAAAAAUUUGAGAAAGAGGGAAAGGAUUUGCUGAAACAGUUAAUUGAACUAGAAUACAAAAAAGGGAGGUGUGAGGAAGUCGAGGAAAUAAGUAAAUGAAAGAUAAAGAUAUGAAAAUAUCGGAUCUGUUUUUUUUUCUUUUUUUCUUUUCUUUUUAAAAUGUUUUUGUCUUUAAAUGUUUUUUGCUUUUUCUUUUUUUAUUGAGCUGCUGUACUGUUUUUUAUUGUACCUUGUUUUUGUUUUUCUCUCUCUACUUUUUUCUUUAUAUUUGAAGUAUUGUAAUUUCUUUAAUUGUUGUUCUUUUUAUUUCUUUCUUGUAAUUGUUAAACUUUAAUAAAUAUCAUUAUUAAAAAAUAAAUAAAUAAAGGUGUACUUCAGAUUGAGAUCCACUGCAGUACUGAUAGUAUAAAGGUAAAAAGUCCCAUCUGAAUAGAUCUGCAGUCCUGCUUCUGGUUCACAUAGUCCCCUUAGCCAAUGCUGUUUACACGUGUUUAUGAUGUUUCUUUUUGCAAAAAGAAUGAGGAAAAGGAAGGGCAUGUUCAAAUCAGGCUUUAACAUGUAUUGCACCGGAUCUUUGUUUUUUGGUGAUUUGUGUGCCAUUUCCAAAAAAUACUGCUUGGAGGAUCAAUACAUUGUUUAAUACAUAUCAACAAAUGGAGAACUGGUAUGAAAAUAUCCUAUAAAUUAAAUGUGAUAUGUGCCGUCCUACAGAUAAUAAACAGGAAACCUUGUAUAUAGAGAUACUAUAGUAAGAAAUGGAGGUCAUUUCACUGAAGCACUACCCAUAUUUAUUUACACCCUGUCAGACUGAAAUUCCUCCCCACACUGUUUGACCAUCCUUUGAGUAUCUCAUCCGUUGUAACCCCUUUCAGCCACUUUCUCAAAAGCAGCACAUCUAUCCUGUUUUAAAGCAUUGAUGACAGACAGAGAUAAUUCUUCAAAAUCUAGGGUUGUUGGUUCAUAUGCUUAAAUAGAAACAGUAAAAUGGGUAAGGCAAAACAGCUUUUGGCGAAGGACCCUAACAACCAUCUGGCAGCAUGAAACUAAAUAAAAGGAGCAGAAAGGCCAAUAUUUAGCAAGUCUUCUGUUACAAGUGUGAUGUUGGGGAAGGAGAAAGGCCACCACCUUUUAAGGGUUCUGACUUAACACUAGCAACUCAUAGAUAUGUAUGAAGAAGAAGAGGAAGAGUUUGGACUUGAUAUCCCGCCUUUCACUCCCCUUAAGGAGUCUCAAAGCGGCUAACAAUCUCCUCUCCCUUCCUCCCUCACAACAAACCCUCUGUGAGGUGAGUGGUGUUGAGAGACUUCAGAGAAGUGUGACUAGCCCAAGGUCACCCAGCAGCUGCAUGUGGAGGAGCAGGGAAGUGAACCCAGUUCGCCAGAUUAUGAGUCCACCGCUCUUAACCACUACACCACACUGGGUGUAUACUUUUCGCCCUAUCUGAGCAGAUGCUGCGCAUGUUCUCACCCCAACCAGCUAUGGGGGUCCCCAUGCAGAACCUAUAGUACUUCUUUGUGGGUGGGAUCUGUCUGCUCUGAUUGCAACAACAACCACCUCCCCAUGGUCCACACAGACAGAAAUUUGAACCUGCGGAAUAAAUUAUGCUAAUUUACAUGGUACUUAUGGCAUGAUUUAUAUUGAUAGCUGCAUAUACAGAAACUUGAAAUACUUUGGAUACAAUUAGAGAUGUAAAAACUAGAAAGGAGAAAGAUUGAAAUGUGGGGUUGGAAGGAGAUGGGGUAUAGAUUGCUUAGAACUAGGAGCCAUAGAGGAGGAGAGGGGGAAUAGAGGUGACUAGCCCUGCCCAAGAUCGCCCUGACUUAACACACAUUUUCAAACUUCUCCAAAAGUCCACUGCCACCUCCAUUUGGAGAGAUAGCAACAAAUUUUGUCUUUUGAGUUCUUUUCCCAGGAAGUACAUUCCACUCGGCAUACAAACAGUGUUAUGUAUGUUUUCUACAUUGAACAGAUUUUAUCCCCCCCCCUCAUGUAUAUAUUGUUUUAAUUUAUAGUGUACAUCGGUGCUCUGAUUUCUGCUCUGUGCAAUUUAAUUGGUAAGUAUUUUCAAAGUACUUAACAUUUGCUGCCAGGUUCACAUUGUAUUUUGUUGGGAAUGAGCAGCAAGAUACACAGCUAUUUCAUCAUGUAUGAUCGAUAAACUUUGUACAUUCUAUUUUGCCCCACAAGAAACAUCUGCUGAACUCAAGUUGAAAAUGAAGGCAGAGGAUUUUGAGUACAUUUUAACAUGGGAAGCUGGAAAUAAUACAGGGACAGCCACAUGCUACAAUGUGAUGUAUAAAGAGAGAAGGUACCUAUGCUUUUCCUAAAAUAUAUUCCCACGUUUUGUAAAUUAUUAUGAAUGACUGAUAUUUGGUACAAGAUCAUUAUUGGUUUGGAUGUUUCUAGUUAAGGUCCUGUCAUAUGAAGAACAGAAACCAAGAGUUCUCUGGCAGCUUAAAGACUUAACAGAUUUGAUAUGGCAUGUGAUUUUGCAGACUGCGUUCCACUUUAUCAGAGGCAUGAACUAUUAUCCUUAGAAGAUAAAUAUACACAUGGCUGUAGAGGGGGAAACCUGCACAUGUGGGGUCACAUGAUCAUUAAGUGCAAUACGUGCUAAGUCAAGCCAAACUUUGAUGGAUGCAAAUUAACAGCAAUGGGGGGGGGUGUGCUAACAAGAAUAAGAGUGCAAUCCGGACCCCAGUGGGAUGGCAGUGGGGCAAAGCCACACCACAUCCAGAGUCCCAUUGAUUUCACCAGCUAGGGUGGAAGGUGGGGUCAGGGGCAGGAAAAUUGUGUUUUGUUGCUGUGACAACUCCAGUUUGGAACAACAGGUGGGGCUGGAUUGGGCCUGUUUCCACAUCUGACUGGUAGCUGGGCCGGCAUUUGAUGCCUCUGGUAAAGUGGAUUCUCAGUCAUGAAAAUUUAUCCCAUAGUAAUUUACUUAGUUUCCUAAAUGUUACAAGACUCUUUGUUGGUCUUGCUGCAAUAGACCUGCAGUGCUAUCCUUUCUACAUCUUCUCAGAAGUCGGUCUCAUUGCAAUGAGAGUCCCAAGCAAGUGGGCAUCUGACUGCAGUCUUAAGACAGCAGUCAUGAAAUGGUCAGCAUGGAAACAAAACAGAAAAGAUUCAGAACCAGACAUUCACAUGAGGCUGCAUUAACUGUUAUUUAGGUAUCAAGCUGUGCUGAGGCCUCAUAGGAGAACAGCCAUUUCAGGUUUGUGUUUCCUAUUGAUGCAGCUAUAAUAACCAGCUGUUACUCAAGUCUGCCUCAUAGUUCUCAGGAAGGUAAGAGAGAUGAGACCUGGACUUGGGUGAGGUGACAGCAUUUAGCCAUUAGGAAGCAAACACCCCUCUGUUUGGUCAAUUAACAAAGUACAUUAUCUGAUUUGCACAUAAACUAACAUAAGGGAAGAGUCACAGGCUGAUCUUCCUACAGAGUUCCUCACAGGAGACAGAUAACAAUAAAUUAAUCCUCCAAAAUGCUUCUCUCCCCUUUGAAAGCUCAGUUUGUCCUUGGCUAUCAAAAUCAGCGGGAAGAAACCAGGUGCAUGAUUCUUCUUUCAGUAAGUCCAAGUAAGUAAGGCAUAUUUUAGUAGUCAGUACUCAUACGUAUAUGUUUGUCCUUGUGACGUUUCCCAAUCAGGGCAAACUUGGGGGCAAAUUCCCAGGGGAAAUCUAACAUGUUUCUGAAUGGAAGCACAAGUAAUUGAAUUCUAGGAGCGAUUGGUAGCUGGUCCUGGAAAAGAAAUUAUGUUUGGGGGUUGCUCUCCCCUGGGAACUUGCUUCAGACAGACACCCUCUCUUCUCCUUCUUGCCAGGUCCCAGCAAAAUGAGGCUCCAGUAUCUGGGGAGCUGGCCAUUUGUCCAGCUGGUGCAUGGUCCAAAAGCGGCAAAGACCGGUAAGCACUCAAAGGCAAGCAGAUGUUGAGAUCCAAGGCAAUAUGUAGGAACUAGGCACAGUCCUCACACAAGAUGAGAUGCAGCGGCUGAGACGCAGACUCCAAGGCUAGGGCAAGGGCAGGAAACUGAGGCCCUCCACAUCUUGCUCAACUCAAACACCCAUCAUUCUGUACCAUCUGCUGUGUGGGCUUGGGCUGAUGAGAGUUGACAUUCCACAGCAUGUGGAGGGCCCCAGGUUCUUCAGUCCUUGGCUAUGCCUUAAUGUGGCCUGGUACACAAGGGUUGGCUUUGGGGCCAGCUGACAAUACUCAGGAAGUACUGCAGCCUAGAGGACUAACUUGAACUACAGUGUUCAGUCUUGGCUGGAGCCAAAGUCCCAGUGGUGCAGCAUGAGAAAAAUAUACACCUCUGUUUGCCUCUAUUGGCCUGCUGGUCAGUUUAAUCAGGCCCCUGUGGGCAGUUUAUUUCCUGGGGUAAAAUCCUUUAAAAAGGUCAACAACUUCAAUCCUAAAAAAAGGGCAACAACUUUGGGUCAGCCGUCACAGCCCUUCACUUCAUCAAAUCUGGCCCUCUUUGAAAAAAGUUUGGACACCACUGCCCUAUCCCCUGUAAAGAAGAGAUGGUCUUGGGAUGUUUGUGGCAAAGAAACACAGGAUGGAAAUGAGAAAGGCAACCGUUAGGAACUGAGCAAGAAAGAGCAGAGGGAAGGAGCUACUUGGUUCUGGAGAUAGACAGGACCUUUGUAUUGGCUGGGGAUAUGCAUCCAUAAACUGGAUAAAUAUUGAGUCAUCUGCACGCUAAGAGAGGAAUUGCCCCUCCUGCACUGCCUUCCCACAGACCUAAAAGCCAUCUCUCUCACUCUGCCCACCCACAAAUACAACCCUCUGCCCUUUUCUCAUCGCUGGAGGUGGCAGUAGAGGAGUCCAAAGGAAGCAUUUGUGAGUCGAGGACCCUCCACCUGCAUAGAAUUAUAAUAAGACACACAGACACAUUAUUUAGGUUAAUGGGCAAAAUUAGGCCACAACUUUUAUUGGUUACAGCAUAUGAGUAGUAUUGGCUUAGGCAUUGGAUUAAACAGCAAUACACGACUCCACCCCACACAGCUGGGAGUCAUAACAGGGUUAACAACCAAUGGGAGGAGCUUGUUGAUGCAAAUGCAACUGGAAGCUCCCCCAUGACGUCACCAAGGUACCACAGUAUUUGAAAAGCCACCAAAUGUACAUUUGCACUGACAUCCUUCUCACAGAAUGGGACACUUCAUAUCAAAUUAGGGGAUGAGGGUGAGUAAAUAUAUGCUUGAUCUCACUCCGGCAUUCUGGACAACUUUCAUGUGACGCUUUUGAAUUUCUGCUUUAUAUCCAGUUGGGAAGUACUAAUUGGCCCCUUCUUGUUUCCAUUUACAGUUAUCCCAGACCGAAUAUGAAGAUUGUCGCAGAGUGUUCCAAUAUCACACGUUCAUUCUGUAAUUUGACAAAAGAGUUCACAGAUCCAUGCAAGGCAUACAUAAUUGUAGUGGAUCAGGUCACAGAAAGUGGAGUACAUUAUUCAGCUAUUCAGUUCAGUCCAUAUGCUGACAGUAAGUAAUUUGCUCCUUAUUUAUGUUUGAAGCACAUGACUUAUGCUUCCUAUAAGUCCUUGUCAACCACACAGGUUUCACACUGGCCAAGGCAGAAGGUAGAGGCCAGUUGUCAACCCCCACUAGGUCAGCUCCCAGCAGGCUCCAAAGCUGUCAGUGCCCUGCCCCACGGGCGGAGGGAACGCACUACCACUGGCACCAUGGGAGAGGGAGGUACCAUCAUGGCUGCCCCCCCCGGACACGGGCCACGCACCCUCCCACUGCGAACAGUGCGCCACGCCCCUGGGACGUGCGCCAGCCCCGCCUCUGCCUGCUCACCGCCCCCCGGUGCCAGAGCAUGCAGAGCCCUGGCACCAGCAACCUCAUGCAAUUCUAGCCCCCCAAACCCCCAAGACUCGCUCCUUCUUCAGUGUAUUAUUUUCAGUUAUUUAGAUCAUUAUUAUUUAAGUGCCAAGAGGUCCCGAGGUCCUGACAAGCUUUAUCUCCAGCUCUCUAUGGGCAUCCUCUUGCUUUUCAAUGGAAUGAAUGGCAAACUACACCCCACUAAGAUCAGAACACAGGACUAGGUGCCGUAUUCAGAGCAGGCUUUCGGGAGCAGAAAUGAGGAUCAAAGAAGGCUGAAGGCCAACAAGUUAAGAGGCUUAAAGGUCGGUUUGGGGAAAUUUCUAAUCAAUAGAAGCCCCGCCGUACCUAUUUAGCCUUCAAUCUGAAAGAAGCAUACCUGGGAGAACGUUGUAUCAUUUCAUUUGAGAUCUUAUGUCCAAGUUAGUAGUGCAUUGGAUUGUAAUUUCAUUAAUUUCUCUAGGGCAGAGCUUCCCAGUCACAUUGAUUCCUUCUUUUCUUCCUUUCUUUGUUCAACAGCAUGCCUAACACCACCCCAGUUUGAGAUUUCUGCUUGUCCAAGCUGCGCAAAUGUGACAGUGAAACUUUCAGCCUCGUUACUUCAUGUAUACCAAGAGCUUGAUUAUACGGUCACAGUGAUAAGAGACAAUGUCAAGGAAAAGGUCGGUUGCUUAUGAUUAAAAGGGAAAUGGUAGACAGUAUCAAAAUUAAUUCACUUCAUCUGUAAGAAAGCUGCUAUUUCUGUUUCUAGUUCAAGUAUAUCCAAACUUAAUGGUUCUGCUUCCUGAUCCAUAGCCCUGUCUAUCCUCCAAGGCAGGCCUAGAGUUCCUGUCUGGGUGGGUUUCACCCAUUCACUUCAAUGGAGUGGGCAGCUCCCCAUGUUUUGUCCUUUCUGUGGCUGUUGACAUUGAGAUAGACCAGAAGGGCUGUAUAUAUUGUUGGAGUGCCAGCAGGAAUUGCUGGAUUGAGAUGUUUUGGAUUAAUAGGGUAGACCACUUCCCAUGCCAGUACUUGAGGAUUGGGCAUAGCAGCAGCUAAACCAGCAGAGUCCAAAGGCCGGAGGCUACGUUGGUAUUGCUGUGCCUUUGCACUGUUGCUGCAAGAAGAAUUGGUAAGGCAAAUAUUUAGCAGAUGAACAGAAAUGAUAAUGUUACUUAUAUAUAGCUUUUUGUGUUUCCAGAGCACUUUAGGAAACAUUUUCAUAGGUAUCCUUUCAAUAGCCCAUGACAUAGGCUAGUGUAAUUAUCCCCACAUUCAAUUGUCAGUCUUUUUGUUCUUCUUUUCUAGCGUGUUAUCAAUACAACCAGACAAGAGAGUUUCCACACUGUCAUUGGAGAUUUGAGUUUCAAUACAAAUUAUUGUAUUGCUGUUGAUGUGAGAACAAGUCUAAAUAAUCAGUGCGCUCCGUCUGUCCCCAAAUGCCUUAUCCUCAGCUCCAAUAAAAUAUCAGGUAUAAUGAAUUAAGGGGUGGGGAGGGGUUGCAGAGAAUUAAUUUAAAAUUAUUAUUUUCUUAAUUUAAAAAAACUAAUAAUAGAUUAUUGAUUUUAGUAUUUCAAGUAAUGGUUUAAAAAAAAAAUAUUAUGAAUUUUGGUAAAGUAGUGCUCUGUGUGCCCAAUAAAACCAGAGUGUUUCACAAUAGCCCCCAUAUUCACUUUUCUUUAAUCACCUUCUUUUUAUCUUACAGGUCAUAUUAUAUUACCAGCGUUGUUUGGCAUAUUAAUGUCGUUGGCAGUAAUACUCAUUCUAUUUGUCCUGUAUAAAACCGGUGAUAUUUGCUUAAGAAGGAGGAAAUGGCCAAGCGUCUUGGUAUGUAGCCUUGAGACGGAUUCUUUUUUUAAGAUAAAUAGCUUAAUAAGCUCUACUGUAUGUAUGCUGUAGUGGUUCUAGGGGUUGCUCGUGCGUAAACUGGUGCAAACACCUGGCUGGGUUGCCUGAGUGAACCUUUUCUGUCCGGACAGCCACUCACCCGUGGCUGUCUCAAUCACUGGCAGAAUCCGUCAGUGGGCGUUUCUUAAACUUCUUCCAGCAAAGAAGCUCUUUGAUGCCUAGUCUCCUCCUACUCUCUCUGCGCGAAAGUCUUCUGCGCAAGGAGGGCGUAGGCAGCGGAGGACCCCUACUCUCCCCGCUGGUCCCCGGCAAGGAGUCAUGGGACCGCCUCGCCGCUUCCCCCAUCUGCCCCCCUUCUCCACUGGUGCUACGCUGAUUCUCUUCCCCAGAAGAUGGGCUGCCUCUCCCAAUCCCGGGACGCUCUCUGGAAUCCCUCUGGAUUUUGCUCUCUCCCUCCGGCACUGAUGGCAGUUCCCUGACAUAUGUAUAUAGAAUUUUAUUUAUUUUCUAUCUUCUUUUCAUGAAACGUUCAUUGUUGAAAAGACCUAAGGGUCAGUCCCAGGGUCAAUGCCAGUUUCAUAGGGUCAGGUGAUAUGAGAGUUUGCCCUCUCUGCCUGGAGAGCUGCUGUCAGUGAUGGAGAAAUAAUCUGACCAGUUUCUCUAUCCUGUUAACACUUGAUCCUCGCUGCGAGACGUGAGGUAACAGGGAACCAGGCAGAGGGCCUUCUUGGUGGCGGCGCACGCCCUGUGGAAUGGCCUCCCAUCAGAGGUCAAGGAAAUAAACAACUACUGUUUCUGACCUUUAGAAGACAUCUGAAGGCAGACCUGUUUAGGGAAGUUUUUAAUGUUUGAUGUUUUAUUGUGUUUGAAUAUUCUGUUGUUGUUGUUGUUGUUGUUGUUGUUGUUGUUGUUAUUUGAUAGGACUUGUAAUCAACAGCACCACAACAUUUACAUUUAGCCUUGUGUCCCGGGUAUCUGGCCUCAAGACCAUAAAAAGCUGGAAUAAAUAAGUGAAGAAAGAACCAGACUCUUCAGGGCUUUUUCAACAAAACCCCCUUUAUUGAAAAUGGAAGCAAAUCCCAAUGAAAGCCAAAAGAUUCUUACAUCUGUGGAGGGUUUCGGGAUUAAGGCCAAAAUAUUGACAUCCAAUUAAUAUCUAUUAAUAUUAAUAUUCAACUAUGUAUCACACCCCUAUCUUUUUUGAAGGCAUCUAUUUUAUUUUUCCCAUCUGUAAAUUUCAAAAUUGUUUUUCUUUUCAGAGCAUCACACCAAAAUUAGACUAUUCCCUUUUUAAAUCAGAACCGGAAGAAGUGCACACCGUCCAGGUCACCCAACAAAGUAAAAAAAAAGUAUGUGGAUACAAUUCUGAUGAAGAGGACAGUGAAAGCGUUGCUGGAAAUGAUGAUUUAUAUACUGCACAUGGUUUUUUGGGGCAGACUUCAAAGUCCUGCUCACAGGAGGACAAUGCAGAGCCACCGUCCCUAGACUGCUCAUCCACUCUAAGUACAAUAGCUGACCCCCAGGAUGAGGAAACAGAAAACCUUCUGCUCAUAGGCUGCUCAUCUGCUCCAAGUGAAAUGCCUAAACCUGUAGAUGCUGAAGCAGAAAACCUUCAGAAUGAUAUUAGCAAAGAAGAAAGCCCAACAAUUCAAAUAUUUCAUCCUUCUCCUGAAGUGGACUCCGCUAAUGAGCCAGACCUGGAGUGCAGCAGCUGUUCCAAUGUAAACUUAAAUACUGUGGUGCUAGGAAUAUCUGGCAAAAAUAUGGACAUUCUUGCAACAUUAAGCCCUUUUGAAGAGGAUGCAGCAGACUCGAAAGAGUUGUGUGUUUCUGAUGCAUUUGAACUGAAACAUUUCACUGAAGCGCUAGAAAUGCAGAACUCUGACAUUCCUAACCUCUCUUGUUCCUGGCAAAAUUCUAAUGGGUCUGGAGAAAGUGAGUCAUCGGAUUCAGAAACGGACUGUAUUGGUGAAUACAUGAGCAGAUGA